Molecule: messenger RNA, 1917 nt
Organism: Paralichthys olivaceus (Japanese flounder)
Lineage: Eukaryota; Metazoa; Chordata; Actinopteri; Pleuronectiformes; Paralichthyidae
Source: RefSeq, a predicted model, not a curated record
CCACUGGCUCUGUCUCCGUCUCCAUGGUGAAGUGGGCGGGGUCUGAUGUCAGCCCCUCCCUCUGGUCUUGUCGACACUCCUGCCAUGCCGACCAUGGUUUCUAGGCUGCCCAAGUUCGGUUCGCGGCCCAAAUCCAUCACAGCCUCCAAUGGUGCUCCGACUAUCCCGACUGCGAACGCCAUCAUCAGCGCUGUUGCGACCAGCACCCACCUCACCAACGGGUUCUACCAUCAUCCUGGCCCGAUGGGGGUCAAUGGUAGUGUAACAGCGCCCCCCUCUGCUGUCAAGAAGAAUGGAUUCAUAAGAGUGCCGACUUCGUUUUCCAUGAAAUGGAGGAAGGACAACAGCAUAACAGAGGAUGGCGGCACGUAUGCAGAGGGGGAAUGGAAAAAAGGAACAGGCGGGAAUGUUGGGCAGAAUCGCUCCGGCAACAACAUCCAUCAGUAUUAUUACCAACGGCAGCAGGGAUCACCAAUGGUGUCACAGAGAGACGCCAAAAAGUCGACCACAUCCUCUGCAGGAAAAGUGCGUGGUUAUAGUCCACCUGCGACAUCGUCGUCGUCCCCGGCACCACAGUCCAGCCCAAGAACACUUCCUGUUUCUAAACUUGGAUCUCCCGGUUCCAAACUGAGCCAGAUUACAUCCAGGAUGACCAACGAGACGAAACGGGCUACAAAUGGUCUCGCCGAAUCUCGACCUCGGACUGUAUCCAAUAGUUCUCUGAGACAGCCUCACAGUUUUGCUCGUCCUGGUUCUGGUCCCGGUUCUCGAUCCGGUUCCCCCUUCCAGAAGAAACCGCCGGCCAGCCGCUCAUACUCCAGCGACAGCCUACGCGCCGCUCAGCCUGUCCAGCUGUCUGAAAACGACCGGUUUCGGUCGCGUAGCCUCACCCAGGUCAGACAGCAGCCCUUACCCAUCCUCACCCGUUCUUACUCCAAUAAGAAAACUGCUGAGCGAGGCCUAAAAGAAUCAACCACUGCCGCCUCUCUGGCUCCACCUAGAGGCAGUUUGGUAAAAUCACCUGUUAUUAGCCAGACUCCAGAGGGAGGAGGGGGAGGGGUCAAAGCUUCUGGGAGGUCAGGGGUCAGCAUCCCCUCCCUCCUACCCCCCUCUGCCUUAAAGAAACCCCUCCUCCCCAGCCUUGGCCCCGCCUCCAAACCCAGUGGCAUAAGCUACAAGCUGUCACGCCCAUCACUCAUCAAGCAGCCCCGCCCCCUACGGGUGACCCCAGCCAGUGUGUCAGGAGGUGAGCAGGAAGUGAACCCAGGACUGAAGUCUACGUCAGAAAACAGCCCAGAAAGAAGCCCAGAGGCUCCAGAGCCAGAGGGGCUGUCGACGGAGCCUCUAUUCCAGACAGAGGUGUCGAUUGUGGCGGAGACACUGGAGGACAUGUCCCUGUCUUCAGCGUCAUCUCUGGACAGAAACGACACCAGUCAGGAGUAUAUGGACGACUUCGACAACCUUGGAAAUGGAGGAGUUGGUUUGAUGCUCCUUUCCUCCAAAAACGAUGAAGAUGACUCGGGGCUCGACCAAUCAUGUGCCAGGUUUGACGAGGACAAGGCGGCUGUUAACGGAGUCACUAAGGCAACGGGUCUGUGUUUUCUGGAGGACGGUGUGGACUGGGCGGGCGUGAGGUUAAGUGGUGAUCGAGCGCAGCAUCGUUUGACCGAGCUCUCACGCAGGAGAAGGUCGAGUCAGCCGGAUUAUCACGAGCAGGGUGGUUCGUCCCUGGAUCUCUCACCCUCUGACAGCUGUGGGUCGGGGGGCACCUACAUGUGGGACGAGGAGGGUCUGGAGCCCCUGGGAGGCUCCGUCACCUCCGCUUCCAUCAACACCAACAGCAACACCACCCACCACAUCGGGAGCUUCGACUCAGACGUCAACAGCAUCAUCCCAGUUUGUCUCAUAUUCAGUUUG